Messenger RNA from Iphiclides podalirius (scarce swallowtail), 1197 nucleotides. The record is from the annotation of a GenBank genome assembly. NCBI's taxonomy places the organism in Eukaryota, Metazoa, Arthropoda, Insecta, Lepidoptera, Papilionidae.
AUGGUGGGCCAUUAUGAUGAAAAUUUAUUAUCAGAUAUGUUGCCGGUGUAUUAUACCAGAUUAUUCCCUCAAAACAUUUUCUGUAGAUGGCUUGCCUGUGGGAAUAGUCCGCAACCCCUCUCAAAUAGAGAGUUAUCGUUUACGUUGGCUGAUGAUGUUUACAUACGAUAUUUGUCCAUAAACAAUCAGAAAGAAUUUCAAGCUUUGCUUCUAAAGAAAUGCCCAUACAAAUUGGAUAUUGGUGCAGUUUAUAAUAAUAAACCCUCUAUUUCGCGUCAUGAUGCCGUAGUACUGGCACGGGAACUUGUAUUUGAUAUAGACUUAACUGACUACGACGAAGUCAGAACAUGCUGUCAAGAAGCUAAAGUUUGUGACAAGUGUUGGAAAUUUAUGGUAAUCGCCUGUGAAAUUAUACAUACAUCGUUAAAAGAUGACUUUGGUUUUCAAAAUAUUUUAUGGGUGUUUUCUGGAAGACGUGGUAUUCACUGUUGGGUAUCAGAUUAUGAAGCAAGAACUCUAGACAGUCCUGGAAGGGGUGCAAUUGCCGAUUAUCUUUGCUUGAUUAUAGGUGGAGACAAUCAAAAUAAAAAGGUUAAUUUAGGUGUUGAUAAUCUCCAUUCAAGCAUCAAAAGAUCUAUUGGUAUCAUUGACAAGUAUUUUGAGGAGAUCAUGCUGGAUCAAGAUUUUUUAGGAGCAUCAGAAAGAAUACAGAAAUUUUUGAAAAUGAUUCCCGAUGACUCUUUAAGGGAACAAGUACAGAAAAAUUUUGAGAAAAAUUCUGGAACUUCUUUAGAAAAAUGGCAUUUGUUUGUUAAUACAUAUGACACAUACUUAAGAGAGAAUGGAAAUGCAAUUCGCAAGACAAAGUACUUGGUGGAUGAAAUCAAAAUACAAUACUGCUACCCGCGAUUGGAUGUUAAUGUUACGAAAGGGUUCAAUCAUCUUCUAAAGUCACCAUUCAGUAUCCAUCCAAAAACUGGGAAAGUUUCUGUAGUAUUCAAACCAAGUAGCGUCCGAGAUAUGAAACUAGAUGAAAUACCAACCAUAUAUACUUUACUUGAUGAUACCACUCCUGAUAAUGUUCAAAAUCAAAAUAACAUGAGAAACGCAGUCAAAGUUUUUCAAGAAGUUGUGUUUUCUUUAGAGAAGGCCGAAGCAAUGAGAAGAAGAAAUGAUGCUAAUACGACUAUGGAGUUC